AUGCUCAGAAUCACCAAGCUUCCUGUGAAGAACACUUUGAAACGCAUCCAUCCACUCGGAGGAACAUCAAGUAAGAGAUGAGUGUGUCAGUACUAGUGGAGUGGAGGUCAUCAUCUCAUUUUGCUUGCAAUGAACUGUUAACUCAAAGUCUCUCUCUCUCUCUCUCUCUCUCUCUCUCUCUCUCUCUCUCUCUCUCUCUCUGAUGAUUACGCAGGAGCAAUGACGAUAUCAGUCAGGAACAGGCACGAAGAUGAUGGCGGCAUGAGUGAGCGGCCUGUGGUGAACGAAAAUGCAGAGCCGGUCGUGGCAUUUGCCAGACCGCCAUCGGUGCCCCCUUUUGUUGGGUCACUGGUCCUUCUCACUUUGCUGGAGAUGGGAUCAGAUGAUGAAUGA
Spirodela intermedia is the source of this 393-nucleotide messenger RNA. Lineage: Eukaryota; Viridiplantae; Streptophyta; Magnoliopsida; Alismatales; Araceae. The record is from the annotation of a GenBank genome assembly.